This is a messenger RNA of Porites lobata, 15112 nucleotides long. NCBI's taxonomy places the organism in Eukaryota, Metazoa, Cnidaria, Anthozoa, Scleractinia, Poritidae. The record is from the annotation of a GenBank genome assembly.
CCGGGCUCGAUCUUGGCUAUUUGUAUCGUUUCGUCCGCCCUCAGCAGAGUUCGAUGCAGUCAAUGUAGUGUGAAGUUCUUCUGUUUGACUGUAAAUUUGACUGUAAAUUCGUUCAAUGAUCGUUUAAGUUACAAUGAUAACUCUCAAGUCCAUUGGAAUUGCAAUACUACUGUUGGGCCUCGCUCAAGAUUUCUUGUCUGUUCCGGUGUUUGUUAGAGGAGAAGAUCAAACGCCUGAUAGAACUUCUCGUGAUCGACGAACCAUUUGCCUCUAUCUCUGUAGUUCUAAGAAAAAUGAGCCCUUCAGAAAGGUACGAUUCAGCAUUCAUCAUUUAGAUUGGAAAGCUAUUUUUUGGUCUACUUAUUCUGUUAUUGCGCAUCAUAAUUACUUCACCUUAAAGGCCAUUGUAUCCGCUUCUUCGAUGUGUUUGGUAGAAAGUGGGAUGAAAUUGCAGCUUUUAGUUGUGUGAUCGUGAAAAAUUCGAAAACUUAUACUCUCUUAACUCUACCAUGGCUCAAUGUCAACAAGUGCGUGCGGUUUCUCCUUCCCUUUGUCGAGCUUACUUUGACUCAGAAUCACACCGAAACCAUGCUGCCCCUAGGAAUCUAGAGGGAUAACCUGGAUAACUUUAAAAUCUUUCCUUUACACAUGAUUGUUUCCUAUGAGUGAUAUUCAUUUAGGCAAGCGUAAAAAUUGUUGUGGUUCGAGCUAGGAUCAUAAUGAAACCGACACUCAAUUGUAAGAAUACGUAGUAGAUUGAAUCGGUAUCCGGUUAUUCAAUUUUUAAAAUCUCUCGUCUAGAUAUUUUAUUCUAUUUUAAGCUACGGAAAGUAAAGAAUCACAGACAACUCGCCGAGACCAAGUUACAUUAAAAUGUAAUCGUCGAACGGACAUCAUCGCUUAAACGAACGAGUUUACUCGUCGAAAGAACACGCGAAUUAGUAAUUUGAUAUUUGACGAAAAAGAAGUCACGCUAUUUGCAAUGCACACACACUGACACAGUGUCAAGCUUUUGCGGUUAAUAUUCGUUCAUAUACGUGGACUGAGACUGUCGUGAAGGCUUUAAAGUUAUUAAUAAUUUACAUAUAACGAUAUAAAACAAUUUCUUAUAAUUGUUUUGUUCUAUUCCUUAGACGGAAUGGAAUCAAAUGUACUGAAUUGAGAACUAGUUCCUGUCUCUACCAGCUGUCUCGCAUCUUGUCAAUUUCACGGCCGUUUCUGAUUUAUUUCCUUUCAAUAGUUGUUUUAAACACAAAGGGUUUUAUCAGUAAAGUAGUAUCUAAUUAUAAACCUGCUGGCAACAUGGGAAUGCAAAUUUAUAUACUGCGUGAUGUUUUUGUCUAGCGAGUAGGUAAAAUGAAUUACAGGUACGGCCUCCCAAUUGCAUUUUCCCCGAAUGCAGCCGGCUCUCUAUUACAAGUGUUAAGCUUUUUUCAAGCUGGAGAAAUAUUAACUUCCAUCUGGAUAGACAUCAAACAUUCCACCCUGUUUUUUCCGGCAACGCCAAUGAAAACAUCUUAAAUUUACAGCUCGAGUGGCUUAAUUUUCUGAGAAAAGGAAAAAGUCAAUUUGGCCCUUGGCGAAUGCUGUGGAGUAAAUGAUUGAUCACUUGUUUUUUCGGCAGGUGGUUAACUUCUGUAUGGAUCUUUAGGUUUGUAAGUGUUGCUUAACAAGGCAUGAAGAAGUUUUGAAAACUUUAAGACUUGAUUACAGUUGAAAUAUACAUACAUGGAUUAUCAAAAUUAUCAUGGAUUUAUCAAAAUAUAGGCUUUUUACUGAGUUACAAAUAUUUCUUACUAUAUUAAUACUCGCUUACAAGUAACGAUUAAAACUGAUGAAGAACAGAAAAGAAUUACAAAAAAAUACAUCAACAAAAUGCUGGUGAAUACGUAAUUGUGCAUUGAAAGGAUAAUGUAUAAUUUAUUCAAGUAUUUUUAAAAUUUCACCAUUCAUAAGUUUGUUACCUAGUAGCGUGUUUUGGAAAGGGCGUUCAACAACGUUCACAUCGCUGAAACAGACCCAAAGCUCUUGCUUAAGUAACUAUAUACAUAUAUGUGUGUCCGGUCCUGAUAAACUAAGGUGUAUAAACUUCUGUCUGUGUUUAUAACCUCUGUCCACUCGAGUACGGUCUAGUAAACAGGGUCCAAAAAAGUGCUUCACGGAUGAAAUAAGGUUUUGUGCAGAGAGUGGUAAACUCAUAUUGACCAUUUCUACUACUUUGCAGUGUUGGCUUUCUGCAAACUUGUUCAAAUUUCUACCUGCCUGACACUAAAAUUUCGACUUCCUGUGUUCUAGAUUAUGACUUCCUACAAACACAUUUGGACUAGCUUAACUAGCUAGCAGUCACUCUUCUGUAAAAAAAAAAAAAACCUGAUUGUUUAAUAUUUUCAACGGCUUUUGUUUGUUUGUAUAUUUGUUUUAUCACUUCUCAAUUCAUCGUUAUCACCUGAGAUUUUUAAAGAGGGUAAGAGUGAGAAGGAAACCGCCGCGCGUAGAGAUAUUAUGUACGAACCCUUUACAGAAAUUCGUUAAGUGCUGACUGUAUUAUACGAUUAUGAAAAGCCUAGUAAACAUAUUAACCUGUAUUGAAACACCGUGCAUGAAAAAAAUCGAUGGGCAGAGCUAUUGUGGCGUACGAAAGAACAACGCCAGGAGCUUAUGAAGUUAGAGGCUUCUGACAACGUUAAUAACAAGGCAAGAAUUUGAAUUAAUAGGAUGCCCGAAGGCUUUAAGCGCAAAGUCCAGUUUAUUUUGGUCGUUCAGAAGAUUUCUAUUAAUGUGUACGUGAAGGAAGUCCAAAUUGUGACGUCAAAGACGACUAAAAUUAAUAUGCAGCUAGGGCCCAGUUUUUCAACGGCCGAUUAUCACCAGCCCAGGGUUAAAAUUUGAAUCCGAGUUUCUUUUUUUCUUGUUCAAACGCAUUUUCUCGCAUAACUUUUUCAAUUUUUGGUAGAGCAAUUUUCAAUUUACUUUUUGAGCUCUGAUAUAUGAACUUCAAAUUUUGCGCUAGCCCUGGGUUAUCUUAACCCAUCUUAGAACAACCCGGCCCAGAAGGGUGCAGUUCAAGGGCAUUUUUCAGAUCGUGUGUUCCCGGGCCCACGGUGGGCCAUUUAUCAUCAAAGGUGUGCCCAGGGUGGGAAAUUUGUCAUCGAAGAAUUUAAUAUAUUCUACCACAGUUCAAAAAACAACAACAAAACAAGAAUAGGUUAUAACAUGAUAGGUCUUAUAGGUUGUUGGACUACCAGUUUAAGGGGCUAUGGAGCGAGGAAGAUCCGAAACGGCGGAACAACUUUUCGUUGGUUGAUGCAGAAGUGCGGUUCGUAUGGUUACCAAGUAGAUAGGGAAUUAAGAAUGACGGGCGACAAUAACAAAAAUGUAAUUCGGGCCCUUCUGCUCCCUUUACUGGCAUCAGUAACUCCCUUCAGCAGAAUUAUGACAAUUAUCAGCUCGUGGUAACGCAAAACGAAAUAGUCAGCCUUUAUUGCCUUGAUUACCCACUAAACGACCCGCCGUCAUUUUUGUCUAGAGCUAGGAUCUUCCUAGCGAAAGCAGUUUACAUGGUGCUAGGAUUUUCCUACCUCUCAGCUAAGAUCCCAGCGCUAGUAUAGGGACAGGUGCAACCCUUUGCAUGUAAACUGAUUACAGAAAACAUAUGGCGCUAGAAUGAUCCACCUUCUAGGAUCUUCCUCCCUCCAUGUAAACAGCUUCUAAAUUGUUUCUUCUCUUAUUAUUACUUCAGGGAACUUCAUUUGAUCGGUGUUUCAGAGAAUGCUCCCUCAAGAAAAGAAAAGGUAAAGUUUAAACACAAACGGCCCAAUUAAUUUUAAUUAUUUCCGACUAAACAGAAUUUUCCUUUUUCUAGAUUCAGGUGAAAGUUUAUCUUCUGUUGAAAUAAAGGAGGAUUUGAACUUUCCAAUGACAAGAUCACGACGGGACACCAAACAUUCGCUGCCAGGUAGGAAAACGGUCGUGCUUCAUCAAAAGUUGAGUAUUGAAUGAAGACAGUUAUAAAUAUUUCAAUGCGGAUCUCUUCCGUAAGACGUCCUAGGUUGUAUUGUGUAAUUACUUGGGAUUCCUGCGGAACUCUCAAGUCGGAAAUUGCGAUAUUAGAGACCUUUAAGAAACUACGACGGUGACGACAAGGAAAACGUCAAGAAAGCAAUAGGUUUAAUGAGAAAAACAACAACUCAGCACGUGCAUCACACUUUUUUGUACAUUUCUUUGCCAUCCCUGCACGUGACCAAAUUUUAAGCUUACUUGAGAACGCGAGCGGCAAGGCAAUAAAUUCUACCUGAUCUCUGUCUGAAUUCGGGCGCAGUCCCCUCUCUUUAGCUCCAACCAAAAUUCCCUUCUUUUAAGUAACAGGGCGAAUUGUGAUAAUCGCGAAAAAGUUGAAAAGGAUGUGAAGUCUAUUUUUCAGCGACGUUUCGCCGUUGUUGGAUCGUAGAGUUUCUAUUGCAGAAUGCCGCUGCGUUUGGUACGAUGUUUAUGCUCACAUAUCUUCGCGAAACCGAAUUAGGAGAAACCUUUUUGAUCAGCUCAUAGCAAAGCCCACGAGUAAACUACGACAGCGGCUUGUGCAAAAAGACAACAACAGCAACAACAGCAAAAACAAAACGUUGAUGGCGCAUAUACUUACGUCUGUAAUUCGAAAUUGCCCAUUUCUAUGACGUCACUUUUUUCGUACAAAAAAAUAAACUUAUUAUAGUUAAUUACAAGAAUUUGUUUUCUCAACACAGGUUGCCCAAAAAUUGAUACUAAGCAUGAAGGUCUUGGAUACAUCGUGGAAAAGGACAAGAUAAGUGUGGAUUUUAAGAAAAUGAAACCGAACCUUACUGUUGAGUGGGAACCGGAACGUAGAAGUAAGUGAGAUAGGUGGCUACACUGUGAAAGUAAACUAUAGCUUCCGGGGGGGGGUUACUCCCUAAUAUGGGCUAUAUAGGUGUGUGCGGCCCCAAAGGGUAGGGUUUUUCAGCCGUUUUGGUCAUAAAUUGGGUAUCGAUUUUGGCUAUUUUGCCGCCUUUUUGGUCAUAAAUAGGGUAACGAUUUUUGCACUGUAGUCUUGAAUGCACCUUUUUAGAAGAAGCUACUUCCUUAUCGUGUCCCCCUAACCUAAUAAAAGCAGAUAAACAUUGCCUUUAACAUCGGUCUGAACUAGGGAAAUGAUUAUAAGGCAGGUCUGAAACAGGGUAUUGAUUUAAGGGUCAGGUCAUAAAUAGGGUAUCAAAUUUUUGGUUAGGUCAUAAAUAGGGUAGGGAAAAUCGCAGAUUUUGGUCAUAAAUAGGGUAAGGGUUUUGGGAAGCGGGCCGCACACCCCUACCCAAUUUUUCUGCGAGUACCCUCCCCCCCGGGCUAUAGCUUCCCUUCACACGGUCAUUCAAGAGAUUUUUUCUUUCGUAGUCUGUGGGUUUUUGAUGCUUUUUCAAGAGAGUAAAACGAGACAAAGAAAUGAAAGUUUCAGUUUUGCUUAGUGCUUCCAAAACAGCUGCUUCUAAUUACAGAAUGCACACACGUAACGCAUGAGAGUAUCGAACUAUGACUUUACAAUGACUGUCACAAAAUCAACCCAAGCUGUCCCUUUGGGAAUUUCUGUUUUACGUCAUCUCAACCAUUUCGUACUUGCUGGCGUUCAGCAGUUUUUAGGGCUAAAACGUCAUCAUCACCUAACGAUUCCUCGCGUCCCCCUGUUUACGCAAAUCGUGAUUUUUUUCUGGUGUACUAACUGCAUACUGUAACUUUAAGUACUUUCCUAUAUAUAUGUUAUAGGUCAAAUUUGAUUUCAGGUUGCAAUUUUUUAAUGUGGGUUGAUUCUGAAUUCCCCUUGUCUUCUAGGGCUAGGAGACAAAGGAAAUUCAGAUCCCUCUAGGUUUAAUCAAAAUUAACGUGAAAACUAAUUUGACCUGUAACAUAUACGCGCGAGCUACUAGGAUGCCUCCUCCGGAUUUUGCCCUGUGGGCAAAAACCCUGCGAGGACAAUUAUGUGGCGGCUCUUUCAGAUGGUUACAACUGGACUUCCUAUGGUUUGCUUUAUCAUGGCUUAAAAGUGGAUCAGCUUGCCUGCAUAAUAGUAGCAAAAGUAAGUAUCUAUACUAAAUUACUCCUCCUUAAACUCGGAACGGCGAGAAGCCAUUUGACAUCGUCUGUACCUGUUUUUCCGUCUCCUUUGGUCAUUAUUGAAAAAUUGUACAAUACUUCCAACUUAAUCAUUUUCCGACUCAAAGUUGUUUAGGUGGGGCAGAUGUGCGAAACUUGGGGUAUAGUACUUCCCAUUUGCAUGGGACAACCGGAAAUUCCGGUUGGAAAAUCAAAUGGAUCGCCCCCUUCCGUUUGAGAAGCUUCAGAAAACGUGGACUUUGACCUGAGGCGAUGCCAUUUUUCUUCUCUCAGAGUCUAUUCUGCUUAUCUGUUCUCCCACCACGUCAAAUUUCAGUUUUAUCAGCAGUGACAGAUCCAGGGGAGGGGCCCGGGGGUCGGCCCCCCCUCCCCCCUUAUUCUUAGACCAAACGGAGGCCCGAAUUAGUUUUUACACAAAAGACUUCCACUCGGGUGAUUAGUGUAAAUGCUAAGCACCAAGCUUGGUUUCCAUGAAUUCUUACUAGGGCGCUAUAUAACUGGACAGUAAUUUUAUAUUUAACAUUUACAUUGUUACCGGCUUAACUUUCGCGCUACAAAGUUACAUUUCCUGUCAAGGUCUGCGCAUAUCCUUGCAUUACUCUACCGAGUAAAGUAAAAAUAAAUUGUGUUGGUCACGAUAAAAAAAAAAAAUUGACUUCAGUUCUUGCCCUUUGUCAGACAGCCCCCUACGCUGAGGUUUGCUGCCAAUAACUGUUUUGAUACUGACGUAAGGUACAUAUAUGGGAACAAACCUAACCUUAAGCACGUGGAAGCACUAGGGUAAUCACUAUGGUCGGUUGUGCGUUAACGUGGUAAUCACUAUUGUCAGUGUUUGACCAUAAUCAGUGUUUUCAGUGCUUAGCCUAAUCACUAUUUAAGGGCGUAACCAUAACGUGACACAUAACUUGAUUCAUGACUCCUUAACUCAUUUGACUCAUAAAACAAACUUUCUCGGGACGCACAUAAUAUAGCAAUUAUCUUGUUUUGUUCAAGGAUCACUACAAGGAUCCGUACCGCAGGGAUAAGCUUCAAUGGAUUAUUGCAGAUGGAGAAGGUGCUUGGAAGUAUCCUGACCCCAUCGUCCUUGUGGUAAGGAGCUAGCGCUAUGCUGUAUAUUUUUGCGUGGAUCUGGCUACGUUAAUUUAUAGCCCUUAACUUGCUAGUAAAAAGAUAAUUUAUUUGCUAUUAAUACUAAUUUGAACUUUGCAGUCGGUGUGAGACCUUAAUUUCACUUUCGUAAAUGGUUGUCGUGAUUUUUGAGAGUUCAUUCGCCCAAUGCAAUGGAAUCCAAGACAGUCUUGGAUUCUGGAUUUCUCGCCGUGGAUUCCGGAUUCUAAGUACUGGAUUCCAGCCUUUGUCGAUCAGUGGAACUUCGAUUCUGGAUUCCAAUCGUUAGUGGGAUUCCGGAUUCCUUAAGCUUUUUUUCCGGAUUCCAAAGCCCAGAUUCCAGAUUCCACGAGCCAAAUUUUCCCGGAUUCCGUAAUCGCGAUUCCCUUACAUGGAGCGGGUUGAUGCCAUCAUUGGUGAUGGGUGAUCCUAGGAUAGAUUCCUUAAAUUAAGUCACAAUAUCUAGAGCAAAAGGCUACGUCUUCACGCCCAAGUUGAAUUUCGGUUAUUUUGAUUACGUUCAGGAGAGGCCUAGGCUCACCUCUCAGAGAUGUAUCAGUGACAUUAAGACAAAUCUAAAUGAAGAUAUGAUCAUCGCAGUUGCAAUCACAAUUUAAUUAAAUUGCAAAUUAAUUAUAAGCUCGAACAAUAAUAAUAAUGAUAAAAUGGGGCUUCAACGGCAUCGAAACCCAUGGCCUCAGCUGUGUCGGCAAUGCAUUGCUGUACCAACUGAGCUAUAAAGUCCCAUACUUUGGGAGAGGGCCAGUUUUUUUGAGUUUAUCUUUAACACAUGAAAGCCUGAAACGUUCUUCAUUCUAAGUUAUACUUCUACUUUUUUCGGAAUUUUGGCGUUGGCAAUGGUGAGGGAUAGUGGCUAGUGUACCAAAGGCCCGGGUCUGAUUCUUCUGAUCAGGGACAGAUUUUAAAAAACCCGCAACCAAGUUAUAUAGGUAUUGUUUCGUUAUUAACAUGCUGCUUUGAUUAAUUACAAAUGUUUUGUAUACUCUAUUAAAGAGUCGAUUGAAAACGCUUCUGUUUUUUAUAUCUAAUGAAUUAAGUAUGUAUCAGACCGAAAUGAUUAUAGGUGAAUGUAAUACAUAUGUAUUAUCAUAAGUUAUUGUUUAUCGCUUUUUUCAUUAUAGAUCUUUACAUAUCCUGGCUUUUAUCCAAGGUUGCGUUUAGAAAAAUAUGGUACGGUUUAUUUUUAUCAGUUGUGGAGAAUAACUCCAUGUGAAUUACACAGUAGCCUGUAAGAGUAGCUAUUUUUAAGCCUAGGCCAAACGUCAAACUUUUCAUGAGACGAACCAAACUUAAUUUGGGUCGACCUAAAUUAAGUUAAGAUCGUCUGUUGGGUCAGACGUCGAAUUUAUCAGCUAAGUCAGACCAAAAAGCAAUUUUAGCCGGCCAGUAAUAAAUUUUCUCCCUAACAUUUCAUACAAACUUUUAAUUUGUUAGUUUAGUUCGUCGUGUGUGAAGAUCGAUGUUUGUCCCAGAGACGAUCUUCAGACGUUCUCUCCGUCUGAAGCAACUCGAUUCGAGACGGAUACAACUUGUUGGACGAUCCUCUCUCAUUCAGACGAAGUUAACUGAAACAGACGUUGAACUUUUCAUGAACUUAACUCGUCUGAUGCAAAGUUGGACGUUUCGCCUAAUCUUUGGCGUGAAUCCCAGUACUUUUUGCCAGCCAUUUGUUUCGGAAGUAGCCGGAACAUGCGUUCAAUUGCUCUCUACUCGGAGACCCAGGGGCAAUCAGUUGGGUCAGGAGAAAAGACGCCAAUGCUUGAGAACUUUCGUAGUACCUUUUCUCCCGACCCAAGUGAACUGAGUCUCCUAGUAUACUCCCUACAGUAAUACAGUGGCUUUCCGUAGUUAUGACUGACUAACGAUGGACCUACAACAAGCGUGAAAUGUUGGUCGAAUAAGCAGGUAGUUGACUCAUCAUAUAAAAUACUGACGGAACUGACAUGCAACUAUGACUUAUCGUCUGCCAAAUAUGACGCAUAUGACUUGAACGCCCUUUGUGCCCUUUUAACGACUUGCUGAAUCAAAAACGUUUCUUUAAGUAUAGAAAUUUCUAGAGACUCAGAGCAAAAUUUGAAACAAAAACAAACAUUUCGUUUGAAUGAUUCGAACUUCAUCAGCGAUGUGAAGUGUCAGGUAGCAUAACAGAAGAGGAUUGAAAUGGCCGGUAGACGUUAUGGUUAGGUCAGCUUAAAUGCCUGUAUUGCUUCGUAAUAAAGAAGUGAUUGAAUUUAUGUUUUGGGUUAGGAAAACGGAGUGCCAUAUCAAUGAGGUGGUCGUAUAUGAUGGGACCAACAUCCACAUACAAAUUCGCAUAACCAUUUCUCUUGAUCGUUAGGAGAAAAUUCAUGUUAGGGACUUAAAUGGACAUAGUCAGCUAUGGGAAUCCGCUGACCUGAACACUACUUUUGCCAGUUUGAAAUACUGAAACAGUUGAAAGAAUGACAUGUCAUUGUUUUCUGCGACCAAUCAGGAGAGAACUUACGAGCAGCUCUUACACAACUGGUUUGAAAAGCGUUUAUCUCAACCUGAAAUCGAAUGUACGCGUCGGAUACAUCUAGAAGAGCCGCUUCAAUCUUUCCCAGUGUUUCAUUCCAUCCUCGAUCUUUUGCUGAAAACCUCUUUUUCAGCAAACGUUUUCUCAUCCUAUAACAUUAACUUCCUAUCAUUUUAACAAUAAAAUGACUACUGAAUACAUCGGAUUUAUUUAUUUAGGACCAAUUUGUGAAGAAAAAAAGAAAAGAGAGGAUUUGGAAAGGCCAGCAAGCUGCCAACAUAAACUGCAGCAUCGUUAACUUGUUUUCAUAUUAGUUUGAUCUUUGCCGGUUUUUCGUAACCAUUAUCCUCCACUAACUUAUUUUUUAACCAUACAUAGGUUAACUAAGGCCAGGUCAUCCCUUAGCCCCGUCAGAAGAUUUCUUUUGUCUAGUUUUUUGGGAGACUUUUCUAUUGUAUUUAUUUAAAUUUAAAAGCGGCGUUUCUUGAUACACGAGGAUUGUUAAUUAUAGAGCGGCGUUCUGAUUUUCUUUAUAAAUGUCUUUUUAGCUCCUGAUCCCCCAGAGCCUCCCCCUCUUCCUCCAACCUCUGAAGGUAUGUGGCUCUAUGUUAGACUAUUAUGUCGUAAUAUCUUAAGUGAUAAAUUGCUCUAAAUUUUUGCGCGAAAUCUCAACGUUUAUUCAUAAUUUCACAAUCGCUAUGGCAACGUUCCGAAUGGCUCCGCAGUGCCAAUAUGGCGUCACUAGCGACUAGACACAGGAAUGACUCCGAUCUUUUAUUAAAAGAUAGAAAACGUAAUGAGAUAAUAAUUUAAAAUUGACUUUCCACCGUUUGACUCGAUGGUGAACGACAUCACCAAGAUGUGUGACUUCUGUUUCGUUUUUCGUUGACACGUCACGGGGAAAGAUUCCAAGUAAAGCAGACACUGAAAUCAAAGUAUAAAACAUUUUUGUUUGGUAUAGAAAAUUCCAAAACUCAGAGCAAAAAUUACGAAAAACACGAAUAUGUAGUGUUCAGUAGUAAUGAGAAAAUAUUAUCACAGCGGUCACUUCGGACUGCGAGAAUACAGCUAGAAUACUCUGAGUUAUUUGGGUAUGUAACCACUGAUUGGUUACUGUGCUGGAAUGGCGGUCUCCGAACGCUCAUUAGACGAUAUGGUUAAAUUUUUAUUGUCAAAGCUUAAGUGCAACCAUUGCGUUUUGUUUUCUCCCCCUAUUUGUUUUAGGAGGUUCUCAUACCAAGAUUGUAGCCGCAGCUGUAGGAUUGUUUGCCGGCCUUGUGUCGCUACUUGUUAUUGUGGUGGCUUAUCGAAAACGGGUCAGCGUUUGCCAAACUUUUUCGCGAGGUACGUGAAUUUAUUCUAUAACUACUGUUGUCAAUUGGUACCUGAGGCGUCCAAAGACAAACAGUAAACUACCAUAAUAUCAACCUUUUUUUAAAAUUUUCAAAGCACGUAUGCAAGAUUUCUCCCACCAGUAAUAUCGAAAGGCCUAAACUUGUUCUGGGAUGGACAAUAAGUAUGAGCUUUGUUAUAGUCACGCAUGUGCACUGACGUGAUAAUUAUUGGCCCCGUCGCGGAGUAUUGUUCAGCGGAUUGUACACUUACUCUUAAAUGAAACUACAUCUUUGCAUUUGCUAAACAUUGUGUUGCUUAAUGAUGGUUUUUUUUUAGGAAACAGAAGUGUCUUGGAGAAUGUUAAGAUUAAUAACUCAUGUUGUGUAGGUAUGUACUGUAUGACUACCUUCUCAAUACGCCCCUCUUAAAUUAACCUCGAACUGGAGCACUGCUUUGCAAUCGGAAAUUUUAACACAAUUUAGCAUUUCUUUGUAAAUUUGACAUUUUUCGUAUAAUUCCUAGGUGACUAGUCCAAUUCUUGCCCAACAUUCUUUUGAUAUUCCUGGUUAAAUCGGCCCCGUCGCGGAGUAUUGUUCAGCGGAUUGUACACUUACUCUUAAAUGAAACUACAUCUUUGCAUUUGCUAAACGUUGUGUUGCUUAAUGAUGGUUUUUCUUUAGGAAACAGAAGUGUCUUGGAGAAUGUUAAGAUUAAUAACUCAUGUUGUGUGGGUAUGUACUGUAUGACUACCUUCUCAAUUCGCCCCUCUUAAAUUAACCUCGAACUGGAGCACUGCUUUGCAAUCGGAAAUUUUAACACAAUUUAGCAUUUCUUUGUAAAUUUGACAUUUUUCGUAUAAUUCCUAGGUGACUUGUCCAAUUCUUGCCCAACGUUUUUUUGAUAUUCCUGGUUAAAUCAGCCUUUGAUAGAGCUCGGCUACUGUCUGCGGAGCCGGAUUGAGUUCGAUCAUCGGGGCCAAACCAAUACUCAGAGUCUAGAACAAAUCUUACUAAAAGAGAAGGCACUUUCUUGCAAACGGCCAGACCCUAGCGUGACUCGGAUGACGCGGAUAUUUUUAUUUCCCGUACGAGAUAAAAGAUUUUAAAAAAUCAAACAACAUCAGGAAAAACAAGCGAUGUCCUCAGUUACUUAAAAAAGCCAUUAAUUGUCAGAAUUUCGAUCUAAUGCUGAUUUGGUGAACGUUCUUAAACUGUUUAAUUAACAGCCUUUAUUACGGACGUUUUCACUUACUCAUCGAAACAUUUGCUUUACAGAUGAUAAUGAGGCAAACGGAAAUGUGCAAUUGCUGCCAGUAAUUAUGAACAACUUACAACAGUCGGGUAAGACAAACAUCGUCUAUUCAUUACUAAGACCGAACGUAGUGUGGAAAUCAAUAAGCGACCAUGUUUAUUAGCUAUCAUGACAGUAAACUUCAAAUCAUACUGAGACGAUGUAUUCCGCGAUGUUUUACAUCAUUGAUGCUGUGGCAGAUGUGAAAUAAAGUCCAUACCGUUGUAUGAAAUUGCUCCAAAUUCACAACUGAAAGGCGAUAUUGGGCCGUCUGGUCGCUUCGGACGGUCAAGUGACAGUGGGUCUGAUCCCUCUAGCAUCGGAAAUUUCAUCAUCAGUAUCAUCAUCAUCAUCAUAGUCAUGUACAUUCUCCAAAAGUAAUGAUAGCAUCAUCAUCAUCAUGCAUCAUCAUCACCACCAUCGCCACGACGAUCACCGUCUCCAUCAUCAUCCUUAUCACCACCACCACCACCAUCAUCACCAUCAUCAUCACUUUCGCCACCACCCGUACCGUCACCAUCACCACCUCCACCACCAUCACUGUCAUCUUCGCCAGCACUUCCAUUAUCAUCACGAUCACCAUUAUAAUCUUCAUCACAACCAUCGCCACCACCAUCACCACCACCAUCACCAUCACUGUCACCAUAACCAUCACCAUCACAACCAUCCCCACCACCACAACCAUCACCACCACCAUCAUCACUAUCACCAUCACCAUCACCACCAUCACCAUCACCACCAUCAUCACAAGCACUAUUUCCAUCACCAUCACUAUCCCAAACCAUCACUAUCACAACCAUCGCCACCACCAUCACCAUCACCACCACCAUCACCACCACUAUCACCAUCACUAUCACCAUCACCACCACCAUCACCAUCACUAUCACCAUAACCAUAACCAUCACCAUCACAACCAUCGCCACCACCACAACCAUCACCACCACCAUCAUCACUAUCACCAUCACCAUCACCACCACCAUCAUCAUUACCACCAUCAUCACCAUCACCACCACCAUCACCAUCACUAUCACCAUAACCAUCACCAUCACAACCAUCGCCACCACCACAAUCAUCACCACCAUCAUCAUCACCAUCAUCAUCACAAGUACCAUCUCCAACACCGUCACUAUAACCAUCAUCACCAUCAAAAGCACCAUCACCAUCACCAUCACCAUCACCAUCACUAUCACCAUAACCAUCAUCGCCAUCACCAUCACCAUCACCAUCAAAAGCACCAUUUCCAUCACCAUCACUAUCACCAUAACCAUUGCCACCACCACCACCGUCACCGUCCCCGUUACCGUCGCGAGUCUGUUUGGUAUGAAGUGAGCUUACAUCGAUCUAUUUACUCAAAGACGCACUCGGCUCCUCGGAUGGUCUGCAUAACUUUGCGGCCGUCAAAUGCAGCUAUUGACUCUUAGAUUUGCCUCUCUUUGCGAAAAUGAGAUGCAGAUGGCCUGACGAUAAUCACCAUCACCGUCACCAUCACCACCACCACCACCGGUGGUUACAUCACCGUCACUAUCAUCACUGAGUUCUUUGAGUUCGAUUUACAUAGGUCAGGUGUCUUACUUAGGUUGCCUUUCUCAGUUUCUGCUGGUAUUUUCCUUUAACUUUGCCAUCCCUAUAUGAAAGAAAAAGGCAAACUAAAAUAUGCCCACUUCCAUCUCUCAUUUUACUGAAGGAUUAAUAACUUGUCUUUGGUUUGUUAAUAGGUCCCGAACGUUUCUACGCGUGUUAUUACCCAGAAAGCGAUGAAUUCCAGAAGCUUGUGGCUUCUGUGGUGAAUUUCUUUAGAAUGAAUGGUUACAUGGUUGUAAUGGACGUAAUGAGCUGCAGCGAAAUGGUAAAUCUUGGACCAGAACGAUGGGCAGAACAGCAGAUUAAAAAAGCAAGCAAAGUACUCGUGUUUCUGUCACCUCGACUUUUACGUUUGUGUGGUGCAGAGGAGGACGAAACACAAUACUCUAGUCAGGUAUUGUCAUAUAAUUUCUUUAAGUUACAAAAAUAUGGUUUUUGAGUUGCUAGAAGAAGUCAAGUAAAGAAAUGUCUGCAAUUAAUGGACGAUUGACGUCACGCGUAGACAGCGGCGAAGCGGCUCAGCUGGUUUUGCAGUGCGAAGCUCAAGAAAGUGGAGGGAGCUUACUGAAAGAGUAGCGAGAAUAAGCAAGAAAACAACUCAGAGGAUCGUGGAACUGAGAAAUGUUAACAAGAACUACAAUUAGAAGAGAAGAGGACUAGUUAUGAGCUUGAGAGUGUUUAAUUGGAACGACAAAAUAUAUAUUAGGUACAUCCGCUUUUGUAGGACAAAGAAUUUGUCAUAUUUUGAAGAGGUGUGCAAGAGAUUCAAGUUAUCCUCAUCAAAAAAAUAUCAAUUUACCUUAUCCACUAAUUUUGAAAUGGGUUUCCAGGAAGAUGAUAUUAAGUUUAAAUCGUCGAAAGUAACGAGGUACCGACAAGCCAAAUUGUUAUUUUAUUAUUAAAUUGUUCAUUUAUUUAUCAUAUUCAUUUAUGCCUUCUUAUCUACAGGAGCACAAGCGUGUUUGGUAUGAAGUGAGCUUACUUCGAUCAAUUUACUCACACACUCACUCGGCUGCUCGGAUGGUCUGCAUAACUUUGCCGCCGUCAAAGGCAGCUAUUGACCCUCAGGAUUUUCCUCUCUGGGCGGAAUUGAGAUACCGAUGGCCUGAGGAUAAGAGAAGAAUCUUGAAUCGCUUGAACGACAGACCUAGAAUUCAACCUUUGUAG